GUAUGUUCGACUGUUCAUACUCUGCACACGCAUUCUGGUUAGUCGUCCACCCCUUCGAGUUAGGCUAAACCUACAACACGAUUCUGUGCAACACAGUGGUAGAAAUCAAUAGAAGGAUGUCUCACACGCACGAUUGACGCAAGACCGGCGACAGACUGGCGCCGCUUGCUGUGAUGCUGUCACAGCUUCACAUUCCUUUUCGUUCCAAACGACCACGUCGUUUUCUUCGCGGCUACAACAAUGCCAACCAAGCUUGGAAUCGUUUUCACCAACAGCACGGAUGGAAUUUUCUACCCUGGUCAGGAAGUUAUUGGUGAUGUUGUUGUGACCUUGGGAAAGAGCACCAACGUAUCAAAAUUAAAGAUUACAAUACUCGGAGUUGGUAAAACAAAGUGGUACGAACGGCAAGGGCGUGCUUCGAUUGCUUACAAAGGAAAGGAACGGUACCUAUACUCUGAACUAGUUCUCUUUCAACCAAAUGAAAAACAAGCGGUCGUCCAACCCGGUACGUACAACCAUGGAUUUGCCUGCAAGUUACCGGAAACGCUACCAGCAUCAUUCGAAGGAAAACGUGGUCAUAUUCGCUACUGGCUAAAAGCGACCCUCGAGCGGCCCUGGAGACAAACAAAAAUGCAUUCAUUAAAUUUUCAAGUAGUCCGUCAGUUAGAUCUAAACAAUGAAAUCCUUUUGCCCGUUAGAUCCGAACUGACAAAAUCUCUUGGUUACUGGCCCUGUGUGCCUAGUGGUGUUCUGUACGCAUCGGUAGAGUUACCGACUUCAGGUUUUGUGCCAGGCCAGUUCAUACCGGCGGUCAUACAAGUUAAUAACAAAGGCGGUAAUAAAAUAUCACGAAUUGUAACCAUGUUGGUUCAGAAAAUAACCUACAAUGCACGACGUCCGAAGAUGCAACAGAAAGUGAAACGGAUGGUAGUAUGUAAAAACGUGACACCGGAAAUCACUUUACCGGAAGGGGGCGUCCUAGCAGCAGAAAAUCUACAGGUACCCUGGGUACUUCCAACCAGCAGUUACUCCCGGGUAGUCGAAAUCGGAUACGAAUUGGUGGUUGAGUUCGAGAUCGAUACCUGCUUCUUCAAUGCCAAUCAGAGUGUUCGCGUUCCGGUGGUGAUCGGUGUGAUACCGGCCCGGGACUCGGAUAUCGUUGAAAGCAACGCCCUUCGGGUUUGGACACGGAAAGCUUGAAUAUCAAUUGUUGUUGUGCUGUUGUUCCGGAUGUCUAUGGAAAUCAGUGUACUGACUUUUCUCUGCUUUACCUUUUCUAGCAUAUUUAUUGUUGUUCACGAAAGAUUUAAGAAAAUUUAUUUAAUAAAUACUGGGAUUGUGCAUUAAAUCUGUUCUGGAAAACGGUCAAAAUUAUUAAAUUUUACAUGCAUCUUGUGUGAUUGCUUAAGGUUGGAGCAAAAUAUUAGUGUUUGUCGUUUAUUGAACAUCUUCAUCAUUUCGGUAGUGCAUAAUUCUUCUUCUGUUUGGUGUCACCUCAUUUGAGAUGAUGUCGAUUGAUAGCACAGCAACUUAGGCUAUAUUGUCAGUUAAACGUAUAAAAAUUCUUUCUUUCGCGCAAAAUACUCGAAUUUUCACCGCACUAACACAAUACAACGUGCUCACCCGCUGAGAGAUUCACCGGAAGUGGUAGUGCAGAAUAAACGGCUUCAAACAAUAUGAUUUGCGAUUUAAACACUUUCCAACCCUUAGUCACUCAUCUAGUGAUGCGUCAUUAUAACUGGACA
Messenger RNA from Malaya genurostris, 1745 nucleotides. RefSeq names its product arrestin domain-containing protein 2-like. Gene Ontology annotation, biological process: protein transport. The transcript has 4 exons. The coding region runs from base 241 to 1200 and encodes 319 amino acids. The record is from RefSeq and is a predicted model, not a curated record. Gene Ontology annotation, cellular component: cytoplasm. NCBI's taxonomy places the organism in Eukaryota, Metazoa, Arthropoda, Insecta, Diptera, Culicidae.